This is a messenger RNA of Epinephelus lanceolatus (giant grouper), 3185 nucleotides long. RefSeq names its product solute carrier family 6 member 16a (gene slc6a16a). Lineage: Eukaryota; Metazoa; Chordata; Actinopteri; Perciformes; Serranidae. Gene Ontology annotation, biological process: sodium ion transmembrane transport; nitrogen compound transport; amino acid transport. The record is from RefSeq and is a predicted model, not a curated record. Gene Ontology annotation, cellular component: plasma membrane.
AUUUCUCCUAUAUGUCCUCUCGGGUUGGCGACCACAGAGUUUGUUCCAGCGCAAGAAACGUGGCCGCAAGUUGUCAAAACUACCCGGUGGAGACUUUUCCCCCUGAGUAGAUUGUACUUAGCAGCCCGACUUUUGGCGAAAGCAAAUAAGAGAAAAGUUUAAAAGUAGCCUAGUGAGAAACAGACAAAGUGACGAGAAGAGAAACUCACACCAGGACCUCUGGAAACUCUACUCCAGUCUUGGACCGUGCUGUCAGCAUGACAGAGAAACCUCCACUGGACAGCAACGAGGAGGAUGUAGCCUGGCUGGGCGAGGGCCAGUCUGAAACUCAGCUUGCUGCUGCUCUCGGCCCAGAUGGAGUUGAGGCAUGCGAUGUAGACCGGCCUGCAUGGGACUCUAAGAUCCAGUAUGUGUUGGCCCAGGUGGGGUUCAGUGUGGGCCUAGGGAAUGUGUGGAGGUUCCCAUACCUUUGCCACCAAAAUGGAGGAGGGGCUUUUAUGCUGCUGUAUGUUUUUCUUUUACUGAUUGUGGGAGUUCCACUGUUUUUUAUGGAGCUGGCAGCUGGCCAGAGCAUUCGACAGGGCAGCAUCGGUGUGUGGAAGCACAUCUCUCCAAAGCUGGCAGGGAUCGGUUACUCCAGCUGCAUGGUCUGUUUUUACGUGGCUCUUUACUACAAUGUUAUCAUUGCAUGGAGCCUGUUCUACAUGGGUAACUCUUUUCAGUAUCCUCUGCCGUGGGAGCAGUGUCCAAUUGAUGUAAUCACCAAUGAGACAGUGAAAGAGUGUGCAAGCUCUUCCCCAACACCAUAUUUCUGGUUUCGGAAAGCCCUUAACAUCACAAAUUCUAUUGAAGAAUCCGGAGAGUUUAACCCCAUCAUGACAGGCUGUUUAUUGGCUGCUUGGGCAAUUGUAUCCUUGGCAAUGAUCAAGGGCAUCAAGUCUUCUGCAAAGGUGAUGUACUUUUCCUCAGUCUUUCCCUAUGUGGUGCUCUUUAUUUUCCUCAUCAGAGGGUUGAUGCUGGAUGGUGCAAAGGAAGGAAUCACCUAUAUGUUUUAUCCUAAACUGGAAAUCUGGGGUAAUGUGCAGGUGUGGCGACAGGCUGCUACACAGGUGUUUUUUGCCCUUGGACUGGGCUAUGGCUCUGUUAUCGCAUAUUCCUCUUAUAACCCAGUCCACAACAACUGCCACAGGGAUGCACUGAUGGUCUCCGGCAUCAACUUCAUGACGUCUGUGCUGGCCUCACUGGUGGUUUUCGUCGUGCUGGGUUUCCGUGCCAAGACCAUUGCACUAAAUUGCGUAGCUGAAAAUCUUGGUCUUCUAAGCCUCAUGUCAUCGAACCAGCCGGCAGCUGGCCUUGGUUGGCCUGGAAUUAACAUGACAGAUCCAAGUUCUGUGUCUAUAGCUGAAUACAGGGAGUGGUACAGUCACCACAGCUCCAUAGUGGGUCCUAACAUCACAGACUGCAAUCUGGAGGAGGAAAUGAAUAAGGGUGUUGAAGGGACAGGCCUGGCAUUCAUAGCAUUCACUGAGGUGAUGGCCCUUUUUCCUGCCAGCCCCUUCUGGUCCACCCUCUUCUUCCUGAUGCUGCUCAACCUCGGCCUCAGCACCAUGUUUGGGACCAUGCAGGGAAUCCUCACACCUCUCAUGGACAAUUUUAGCGUCUUGGGCCGCCACCGGACCAUACUCACUGUGUCCAGCUGUGUUUUGGGAUUCAUAAUAGGACUGUUGUUCACUCAGCGCUCAGGCAACUAUUUUGUGACAAUGUUUGACGACUACUCUGCAACUCUACCAUUAGUCAUUGUAGUAAUCUUUGAAACCAUCAGUGUGGCGUGGGUUUAUGGAACAGAUCGCUUCCUGGAUGACAUCGAAGUCAUGCUCAAAUGGCGCCCUCCAGUGGUGUACAAAUAUCUUUGGAAAUAUGUGUGUUUGCUGGCGAUGAUUGGUCUUCUGGCUGCCAGUUUGUUGCGCAUGGUCUUCAAAAGGCCCACAUACACUGCCUGGAAUCAAACCACAGGCUCUGAGAUGACUCUCGAGUACCCUGGCUGGGCUCUUGCCAUGAUUGUCAUGCUGAUAGUCUUUGCCAGCUUGCCUGUGCCCAUUGGCUACAUCCAUUCCACGCUGAAAAACCGCAGGGGCCGCAUCACUCACUCCGAGGAGGGAGGCGGCCAGGAGAUGCACCGUGAGUUGUACACCAAGUGCAGCUCCACUGAGCUGCUGGACUCCAGCUCCCACCACUGAAUCCUUUCUGAAGAAGAGCAGGCUCACCCCAGGCCUGCCUUCCUGCCGCUGGGCAACGAACACUACCGGCUCCUGCCGCAGCAGGAGGAGGAAGAUGAUGAUGACGAACAAGAUACAGGAGUGUGAACACGGCUGUGGAAGGAUGAAAUGUUUAGAUGUUGAACCUCAGAAAGUGUACGAGCAAGACCCUGCAAGACGAGACUGCUAAGUGACGGGAGGGCAGUCGUAAACAGAAUUAUUCUUAAUCUGAGGAAGAGUCGUCGAUGAUAUUCAGCAAGCUGUAACUUGUUGAAAAGCCAAAGUUAUUUUAACUAUUUAUAUUAUUGAAGAUACAUUACCAGUCAAAUCAAAUGCUUUUUAGCUUCUUUAGUUAUGAAACUACAACUCUACUUUAUACCUCCCUCUGUUCAUUUGUCUGUUUAGAAAAUAAAAACACAGAUACAUGAUAAAGGAAUAAGCUGCUAUAUUUGAAACAAGAGUUUUUGUAAGGUUUUAGUAUGGGAAACUGACAAGCCACCGGCAUGGCACACUAGGUUUGUCUAUUGUUUCUGCCAUCCUUAUUUCAUGUGGCAGUCAUAACUGAGUUGGCCUGUGAAUUAAGGAAGGCAGCAACAGACAACGUAUGCUUUAUGACUAUUUUUAGCUUGAUGCCAAGUAUGGAUUUGCAUGAAAACAUUCUACCUUGCUCAACUGUGAUGUGUAUGCGUGUGAGUGAGUGUGUGUGGUUAUUUGUACAUUUAUGUUCAGUUCUGUUAUGAGUCAGUUUGGAUGUGAAAUGACAGAUUUUAAUAUGUCAGUAAAAUAACUUUAUUUUACAUUUUAUGUGUAUCAUUUUACCUCAUAAGACCACAGCAAUGUUUUUAUGUGUGUUCACAAAAUGCUCAGUGCAGCAGUAUUGUACUGUACUAGACGAGGACUUAAAUAAACCUCUAGAUGGCAGCAACCUGA